Osmerus eperlanus (European smelt) is the source of this 1518-nucleotide messenger RNA. It is a transcript of the gene s100u, whose product is annotated as S100 calcium binding protein U. The coding region runs from base 222 to 830 and encodes 202 amino acids. Lineage: Eukaryota; Metazoa; Chordata; Actinopteri; Osmeriformes; Osmeridae. The transcript has 3 exons. Gene Ontology annotation, molecular function: calcium-dependent protein binding; calcium ion binding. Gene Ontology annotation, cellular component: perinuclear region of cytoplasm. The record is from RefSeq and is a predicted model, not a curated record.
CUCUUCUACAUCCCCCUUUUUCGCACUCUCUCAGGUACACGCCCUUUGACUUGUCAGGGGAAAAAAGUUAAAGAAAAAACUAAUUCACGGAAGCCGUAGCUUACAAGUUAGGCAAGUUUUAGCGCAGCAACGGAGAACGACGUCGAGAAGAACUUAAUACGUAAAUAAGAGCACAUUCGUAUUGUUCUUUUGUUCUGCAAACAUUAUCUGACAGAAGAGCCAUGGAGGCAGCCAUACAGACAAUGGUGACAGUCUUUGUGAAGUCUUCCAAGGGGAAGGAGAACCUGGGAGGGAAGGACUUCCAGAAUCUGGUCAAGAACAAGCUUGGAAACAUCUUGACGGAUGCAGACAGCUCUGAGGCAGUGACGGGGAUGCGAAAAGGUCUGGAUGAAAACCAUGAUGGGAAGGUCAGCUUCGAAGAGUACAUGAAGCUGAUUGGUUACUUGGCGACCUCCCUCAGCAAGCAGUGUUCUGAUGCUAACAAGGCCCCCGCCAGUGCCAACGAAGCCCCCUCCACCGCUAAGGAAGCCACCGCCAACGAAGCCCCCUCCACCGCUAAGGAAGCCACCGCCAACGAAGCCCCCUCCACCGCUAAGGAAGCCCCCUCCACCGCUAAGGAAGCUCCUGCUGCCGCCAGUCCAGCGACUCCGGCCAAGGAGAAAGAUGAAGAGAAGCAGGAGGAGAAGAAAGAGGGGGAACAGCCUCAGGCUGCUGUGGCCACGGUAGAGGAGGUGAAGGAAGAAAAUCAAGAGGAAGAGAAGGAGGAAAAGAAGGAUGAAGAGGUCGAGGAGGAGGAAGCAGCACCAGCGGAGGUGGAGAAGACAUCCUAGGGAACUCACACUGACGAAUUUGGACACUGUGUUCUUAGCAAACUCAAACACAAACUGACACACACUACACACCAAACACACAGCACAUGACACCAACCUAAAAAACACACAAUUUCCCACCUUACAAAGCCAAUUGAAAUUUUCUUAACUAAUGUAUUACUAACAAACGUGAUGCUGCAUUGUGUACCACUAUAUAUUUGAUGUAGUUCCCUGUGUUUACUUCAUGAUAUUCCUAUAACAGGACAUUGUGAUAGGUCCUAUAAUAACAUACAGAUAAUUAUCAACACGUUCAUUCUCCCUGUGAGUUUCUUACACGCUACGUAGGCCAGAGUAGAGUAGGCCACAACAUGUCCUUAUAGCACACUGACACACAUCCUCCUGGGUCAGUGUAUGCUAGCUACACCACCUACAGAUCCGUGUACCCCUUACUCUAUCGCUGUCUGUUUAGCUGGGAGCAUUGCACUGUGACGUAAUGUCCCCCUCGCGUGUACAAGUGGGACCCUCAAAGCCCUCCGUACGACGUUGCCCCGCGAGCUACAUGCCAACCCCUGAUGCAUGAAUGAAGGAAACAAGCUAAGAUUUUAUCAGUGUUUCUGCUCUGUCUCUGCUGUUUUCAGUCCUUCCCGCCUCUCACCAAACUCUGGAUCUCUGUUUGGCAUGACAAUAAACAACAUGUGUUGCCUUUUUA